AUGCCACUACACCUUCUCUGGCCGUUUGACGGAGCGGACGGAAAUCCCGCACGGGCCUCUGAAGAAGGCUAUACUUUGUGCUUGGCAAUUCCAUCUCCGGAAAGACAUAAUGACAGUUGGACAAAAGGCGCAGCACGUCGAGGAAGGCUACCAGAAUGGGAGCAGGUGGAGGUCAACACUGCACCUGAUGCAUCAUUUUGUCAGAGUCCAGAAGCCAAAACGACUCCACCGAGUCAAACAUUCCGCUUGGACCUCUCUCGUCCCCCGCUUGGCCUUGGCUCGUCGAAACAUCCGCAAGUUUGCUUGUCCGUCAGUCCUCCUCGCCACCCUUUCAGCAGCCCUCGCGUAAAAUGGAUUCGCAUCAGAUAUUUAGACGAAUAA
Acaulospora colombiana is the source of this 381-nucleotide messenger RNA. The record is from the annotation of a GenBank genome assembly. Lineage: Eukaryota; Fungi; Glomeromycota; Glomeromycetes; Diversisporales; Acaulosporaceae.